AUGCUUUCAAGCCGUUUUCUUCAACUGUGCUUUCGAUCCCCACCGUAUCUCUCCUAUUUCCUCACAGAAUCCUUUUUUUCCUUCAUCCGCCGCCAUUCACUUCAAUCGCUCUCACUUCCUCUGAUCUCCAUCGAUCUCUCUUCAUCGCUUACCGCUCCAUCAUCCGCCCACAAUCAUCGUCCAACACCAUUGCCAAUCGGUACCUGCUUCUACCAUAUUCACACCGUCUCCACCUCCGAUGGCUAUCAAAUCCACAUAAUUUUCUCAUAUGAAUCUUCUUUGCAAGUGAUUUGGCGGUGGUUGAGAUGGAGUGGGGAUUCCGACCUCCAUGAACAAAGUUGCUCCAAUUUCAAUAUUCAGUUGCCUAUUUUUUGCCCUCUUCUACUUCUUCUGAUGGCGUUGUUUGAUUUCAACAUCUGUGUUGAGGUAAGUACGAACCCAGGUUCAAAUUUCUUUUGGGGUUUUAGCCCGAUUCUGAGACGGAGCUUGAUUAGAUGA
Molecule: messenger RNA, 498 nt
Organism: Lactuca saligna
Lineage: Eukaryota; Viridiplantae; Streptophyta; Magnoliopsida; Asterales; Asteraceae
Source: the annotation of a GenBank genome assembly